Molecule: messenger RNA, 1633 nt
Organism: Python bivittatus (Burmese python)
Lineage: Eukaryota; Metazoa; Chordata; Lepidosauria; Squamata; Pythonidae
Source: RefSeq, a predicted model, not a curated record
CAGUCCUGCUGCCCUAGCCUGUUUUCAUUAUGUGCUAGAAUUAUCUAAUCAAAUGGAACUUUUCAUUGUUGGCAUUUAGUAUUAGCAACUAUCCUCCCUUUAAUCUCUUGUAGUUCUUUAGACAAUUGAUCUCAAGCCUGUAAAAAAGAUAUUUUAAGGACAAACAAAUUUUGGAAAACACUGGCUUUAAUCCAAAGUGAUGAAUCAGCAAUUGCUGUUAUUGAGUGAGGAAAAUGAGGAGGCAAAGAAGCUGCCAAGCCAUCUAAAUGGAGGUCAACAAAUGAUGAAAGGAAAUAUACCACAGGCCAAAGUAAAAACUUUGUCCCAAAUGGCAGUACAGGCCCAUAUAGAGGACAUCAGAGAAAGGGAGGAACCACGUGGGAUGGUUCAUAUAGAACAGAGGAAAGGGAAUAAGUCUCAGUAUGAGAUAGGGAGCAUUCAGCCGCAGCGGGAUGAAAGAGAGGUUCAAAAGAUGCCUAUAGAGGCACAAAAGAUAGAACAAAAUAUGCCAUCUAUAACUGUUGAUGUACAACAGCAGUGGAAUCACAAUGGAACGAUAUCAUCUGUGUCUGUAAAGAUGGUGCAGCAGAAUGUAAAAAAGGAGAUUCUGGCUCCAUGUGUCACUAUGCAGCUAGAAGAGAAGAGUCUAGGAAGAGAAAUGUCACCUGAGAAUAUCCAUUGGCAGUUUUCCAAUGGACCUAAGAAGAUAUCUCCUGUGAAGCAGCAGGCACAACAUGGGGAAGAGGUAAUAGCUGCUGAAAUAAAACAGCAGCAAGCUCAGGAAGGGAGAUGUGUGAUGGAUUCCAAGCGUGUCCAACAAGAGGCGAAGGAUUCCAUUCUAAAAGAAACUUUACCGCAGCAGCUUAGGUGGAACCAGAGCUCAAAGCAGCUAAUGCUGGAAAACCUUUUACAGACAAAGCAAAAAGAAAAUAAAUUAAAGAAAAUCGUCACUGAGAAGAAACUGCAUAAUGAGACCCAAAAUGCAGAAUCAACAAGAACAUUAAGUGCUCAUCUAUGGAAUAAAAAUGAGGAAGAUUCAAAAAAACCCAGUUUAGAGUUGUUACAGAAGAAUGUUUCUGAUCAACAACUAUUUAGUUUAGAUAAAGGAGCACAAAAUAUAUUUGUAGAAGAGAAGGAAUAUGGCCACAAAGAACAAAUAAUCUAUAAGAAACAGAAAAGGGAUGUGCCUAACUACUUUGUUGCAAUACCAAUAACAAAUGACCAGAUUUUAGAUAAAAUUGAAGAUGUCCAAGAAUUUAUAUUUACUCAGGUGCCUAAGCUGCUGAAAGCCCUAGUUCCAAUUGAGACAAUGCAUCUUACCAUUAUUGUAAUUCAUCUGAAAACAGAAGAUGAUAUAAAAAGGGCUAUUUCUGCUCUAGAGCGCAGCAAGGCUGAAAUGCAAGCUCUAUUGCAGAGGGAACUCUUCACCAUGACAUUUCGUGGGAUCGGCCAGUUUAACAACAAAGUGAUUUACGUUAAAAUGUCAGCAGAUGAACAGCAAAUGCUAAGCAAAAUUGCAGGAAUUGUAGCAAACUCCUUUAUGGAAAUGAAUGUUGAUAUCACAAGCAGCAGAGAUUUCAAACCACACCUGACAUUUCUAAAACUCUCCAAAGCUCCUGUGCUGAGACAGAAG